Messenger RNA from Strongyloides ratti, 834 nucleotides. Its product is annotated as F-box domain and F-box associated (FBA) domain and Galactose-binding domain-like-containing protein. Gene Ontology annotation, molecular function: protein binding; ubiquitin protein ligase activity. The transcript is spliced from 3 exons. Gene Ontology annotation, cellular component: cytoplasm; SCF ubiquitin ligase complex. Bases 1 to 834 code for a protein of 277 amino acids. The record is from RefSeq and is a predicted model, not a curated record. Lineage: Eukaryota; Metazoa; Nematoda; Chromadorea; Rhabditida; Strongyloididae. Gene Ontology annotation, biological process: glycoprotein catabolic process; SCF-dependent proteasomal ubiquitin-dependent protein catabolic process.
AUGUCUAAAGAUAAUAAUAAUCUAUUUAAUAAUAAAUGUGAGUAUGACUUUACAACAAUUCUACCAAAAGAGAUUUCAUUUAAAAUAUUCAAUUAUAUACCAGCAAAAUAUUUAGUUAAAGAAUGUUCUAAGAUUUGCAAAAAUUGGAAUACGAUUAUUAAAACUCCUCAAUAUUGGAUUAGUCGUUCUUUCAAUGAAAGAUGUCGUGAAAUCUUACCACCACCCGAAAUGAUUAAUGACCCAAAGUAUAGGUGGAAUUUAAGUAAAAUAUUCAUACUACGUCCAUUCAACAGAAAUUUGAUAACUAAUCCCUCAGGUGAACAUGGUUUAGAAGGUUGGGAAUCUUAUCCCGCCUCACAACCAUUUGAAAUAGAAAGACCUUACGGUUCUAUGCAAGCAUCUUUUCCAGGUUUAGAAACUUGUUUUGUAUCAUCAUUUUCCAAAAGAACCAAGUUUUAUUGUUUCAAACCAACAAUAUAUAUAUCUGAAAUGAACAGUUAUAGAAAAGAUGCCGCUGCAUAUUAUUCAUUAAGGGUUAGAAUUCAUUGUGGAGAUAUAAAUUUGAAUCGUAUGGAUACUACUACAUUUACAAAUAAUCGAAAUACUUUUGCAUAUAAAAAAAAAGUAGAUCAAUGGACUGAUCCCGUUUGGGAAAAAGUUGAACAUAACUUUUCUGACUACUCAUCAGGGAAUUACCAGAUAUUUUUUGAAACAAUUGGUAAGGAUAGAAUGUUUUGGGCUGGUAAUUAUGGUUCUAAAUGUUGUAAUGCAACAAUUAUUAUUAAAUAUGAAUUCAACAAGCCUUAUCAAGACAAGAAAAAUGAUCAAUUUUAA